Molecule: messenger RNA, 376 nt
Organism: Pelobates cultripes (western spadefoot toad)
Lineage: Eukaryota; Metazoa; Chordata; Amphibia; Anura; Pelobatidae
Source: the annotation of a GenBank genome assembly
GUACUUUCUCACGCAAUGAGACAGGUCAGCAGUCCAGGAGGCGGUGAAGAACAAGACACCAUAUGCAUUAGAAGAAAUGCAGCUCCGCGUCCUGCAAGACCUGUGUCGCUCCACUCUUGCCUGGAGACAGUCGCUGCAGCAGGUCACUCAAACCUUGCGUUCUGCAAAAAUUGGCUAUAAAUGGGGACCAUCAUGCACCUUGCUGGCUUCCAAAGAUGAAUGCUCCUACCAACUCAGCUCCGCGGUGAACUCUGCAAUGUUGCUCCGAAAAGUGGGCCUCAUCUCAGCCACAGACCCUGAAGCAAGACCGAGUUGUUCCUGGGACAUCUCCAAAGCUGUACCAUUCAUCCCACGAGUAGUGGCUGAUACUGGCUGA